Molecule: messenger RNA, 1776 nt
Organism: Lathyrus sativus (Indian pea)
Lineage: Eukaryota; Viridiplantae; Streptophyta; Magnoliopsida; Fabales; Fabaceae
Source: the annotation of a GenBank genome assembly
AUGGAGAGUACGCUUAAGUCCUUCAGAGAUGGUGAGUCGGUGCUGGACCUUAGCCCGAGAUCCUGCGUUGGUGGCGGUGUUGAGGAUGUCUACGGCGAGGAUCGUGCCACCGAGGAUCAACUCGUCACCCCUUGGACUUUCUCUGUUGCAAGUGGCUACUCUUUGAUGAGAGAUCCACAAUACAACAAAGGGCUUGCUUUCACUGAGAAAGAGAGGGAUGCACACUAUUUGCGUGGCCUCUUACCUCCUGUUGUCAGCACCCAGCAACUUCAGGAGAAGAAACUUAUGCAUAACAUCCGUCAAUACGAGGUUCCCUUGCAAAAGUAUAUGGCCAUGAUGGACCUUCAGGAGAGGAAUGAAAGACUGUUUUAUAAACUUCUUAUCGAUAAUGUUGAAGAAUUACUCCCAAUUGUAUAUACACCCGUCGUUGGCGAGGCUUGCCAGAAAUAUGGGAGCAUAUUCAAGCGUCCUCAGGGUCUCUACAUUAGUUUGAAAGAAAAGGGUAAAGUUCUUGAGGUUUUGAAGAACUGGCCAGAAAGGAGCAUUCAAGUUAUUGUUGUAACAGAUGGUGAACGGAUUUUGGGACUCGGGGAUCUCGGAUGCCAGGGUAUGGGAAUUCCUGUUGGUAAAUUGGCUUUGUACUCGGCACUAGGAGGAGUUCGUCCUUCAGCAUGUUUACCGAUUACAAUUGACGUGGGGACAAAUAAUGAGAAACUACUGAAUGAUGAGUUUUAUAUUGGCCUUAGACAAAGGAGGGCAACUGGGAAGGAGUAUUAUGACCUUCUGCACGAGUUCAUGUCUGCGGUGAAACAAAACUACGGCGAAAAAGUGCUUGUUCAGUUUGAAGAUUUUGCAAAUCACAAUGCUUUUGAGUUGCUUGCGAAAUACGGUACAACUCAUCUAGUUUUCAACGACGAUAUACAGGGAACUGCAUCUGUUGUUUUAGCUGGAGUUGUAGCAGCCUUGAAGCUCAUUGGCGGUACCCUACCUGAGCAUACAUUCCUCUUCCUUGGUGCUGGAGAAGCGGGAACUGGUAUAGCCGAGUUAAUUGCUCUUGAGAUGUCAAAGCAGACUAAAGCACCUAUUGAAGAGAGUCGAAAGAAGAUAUGGCUCGUAGAUUCAAAGGGUUUAAUUGUUAGUUCGCGGGUGGAUUCACUUCAACACUUCAAGAAGCCCUGGGCUCAUGAACAUGAACCUGUUAGCACUCUCAUUGAGGCCGUUAAGAUGAUCAAGCCUACGGUUCUGAUUGGAUCAUCUGGAGUAGGAAAAACAUUUACAAAGGAAGUAGUUGAAGCUAUGACAGCAAACAAUAAGAUUCCUCUCAUUUUGGCUCUUUCCAAUCCAACCUCACAGUCUGAGUGUACAGCCGAAGAGGCAUACCAAUGGAGUGAGGGCCGUGCAAUUUUCGCUAGCGGAAGUCCAUUUGAUCCUGUUGAAUACAAAGGCAAAGUUUAUUAUUCUGGCCAGGCCAACAAUGCUUAUAUUUUCCCAGGCUUUGGUUUGGGUUUAGUAAUGUCGGGAGCGAUCCGAGUACACGAUGACAUGCUUCUAGCAGCAUCGGAAGCGUUGGCGAAGCAAGUGACAGAAGAGAACUACAAAAAGGGCUUGACUUAUCCACCUUUCUCUGAUAUCAGAAAAAUCUCAGCCAACAUAGCUGCAAAUGUUGCUGCCAAGGCAUAUGAGCUAGGCUUGGCUACGCAUCUUCCUCGUCCUCAGGAUCUUGUCAAGUAUGCUGAGAGUUGCAUGUAUUCGCCUUUAUACCGCAACUAUAGGUGA